Kalmanozyma brasiliensis GHG001 is the source of this 2781-nucleotide messenger RNA. RefSeq names its product Origin recognition complex, subunit 3. Gene Ontology annotation, cellular component: nuclear origin of replication recognition complex; DNA replication preinitiation complex; nuclear pre-replicative complex. Lineage: Eukaryota; Fungi; Basidiomycota; Ustilaginomycetes; Ustilaginales. Gene Ontology annotation, molecular function: DNA replication origin binding. The record is from RefSeq and is a predicted model, not a curated record. The transcript has a single exon. Gene Ontology annotation, biological process: DNA replication initiation; DNA replication. Bases 1 to 2781 code for a protein of 926 amino acids.
AUGUCCACCUCAAGGUCACAGACCGAGCAGGCGAGGAGCGGCCUCGACACGCUCUCCUCCGUAUGCUACACGAUACCCUGGCGGCCAAAGAAGAAGUCCAAGAGGACUCCGUCCACUUCCGGCGAGACAUCAAAAGACCCUUCGCCAUCGCCAUUCCCAGUCCUUGCCGAGUUCGAGGCCGACAGCGAUCCAGCCCGCGUCCGAUACGCCUCCUAUCAGAUCGCAAUUCAAAAGACAGAGGCGCUCUUCGAACGAUGUAUGGACGACGUGUACAGCUCUUUGUUCCACGACCUGCGCUCGUUCCUCAAGGCACAGCAAGGUUCGACGCAUCCCGAAGGAUCCACGUUGGCGCAGGUCGGGCUUGCGGAGGAGAACCUCUUCCUUCCUGGCUUCGAGAGCACUGACACGGCUCAAGCAGGUCCGAGCAGCACAGAUGGCUCGGCCAGAAGCAUCCCCACAGCACUCCUCAUAUCCACCUCGGCACCAUACCUUUCGUCCUUCUCCAAUCGCCUGGUCUCGGCGAUCUCAAACGCAAAUACAGACGGUCCGCCAAGCAUCGUCGUCACCCUCUCGGCCAGCGAAUGCUCCAAUCUGUACACAGCACUGCGACUCUUGGUAGCGCGGUUCAUCGCACAAGGCUCAUCCCUCGGCUCAACGGGCGAGGCAGAUCUGUCAGACGUCGAAGCGGCGGCGUUCGCAGGCAAGGUCGAGCCGGACCUUCACGUCCUCCGUUCCUGGUGGCAGCACAAAUUCGGUCUUUCCGGUGGUCCCAAGCUCGUCUUCAACCUGCCGACCAUCGAGGCGGUCGAACCGACCGUCCUCUCGGAUCUGCUCUCAGCCUUACAGACAUUUGUCGCCGACCCCUCGGCAAGAUCAUCGCCGCAACUACUCCUAGUACUCGGCAUCACAUCUCCCUCGGCGGGCCUCUCCACCGUCCCCACCUCGUCCACCUCGACCCUCGCAUCCUCCGCCCCGGCCCCGUGGAUCGACUACAUCCCGCGUUCCGUCCUGCGCGUGCUCGACAUCUCGCGCUUCUCCCUACCCAGCAAAGAGCUCGUCUGGUCUUCCCUUGUCCAGACGUUCCUCCUGUCCCGCCAUCUACCGCUGUCGUUGGGACCGUCGACGUUCGAAUACAUCCGCGAGACGUACUGGGAGCGGGAGGCCGAUCUCGACGCGCUGCUGGACGCGGUGCGGCUUGCAUUCUUCAUCCACUUCACAGGCAAACCCGAGUCGGUGUUCACCAUUCCGGGCCAGGCAGCGAGGGUGCGGUUCUACAGCUGGACACCGAAGUUCGUCGAGCGGGUCAAGAUGGCAUUUCUCACCACCAACGCUGACGGCCAAUUGGUGCUGCCGUUGCUCGCGGACGCGAGCCGGACGCAACUCGAUGUAGCACACUUUCUGGAAGAAGCAUCGCAGUCGGACCAGUUCAUCCUCUCGCAGCUGGACUCGUUGCGGCAUCCACGCGAGCUGCUGUGCUUUCGGCUCGAGUUGGCGGUUCGCUUCCUCAGUCGCGCGUUCGAUGCGCUGAUGCGAAUUCAGAGUCGCGCCACCACCGCAGCGCAAGCGCUGCACUCCCGUCACACCCCAACGGGGGCGCAGGCGGUGGAAGUGGACGAGCAGCGUCUAGCUGAACGCUCCGCCGAACUGCUCACACAGGUGGUGCUUCAAUGCCUCAAUUCGUCGGUCGGCUCGGUGGAGGGGAGGAAGGUGCCACCCGUGCUGACGUUGAGGAGCGGCUUGGCGCGGUUGUGCAAUGCAGCGCGCCGCUUGUUGAGCGACGAAUUUGAGACGUGGGUGGAUGAGUUGGUGGUUGCUGCCGAGGAGGAGGUGAGGCGGAUCGAAGAGGCGCUUCCCGAGGAGACGGAGGAGGUGGAAGAUCAAUUGCGCUCCGUCGGUGCAUCCAUUGGUGCGCAGAGUGCGGGGUUCCUAGCAGGUCUCCGAACGUUCCAACAGCGACUCUCGCAGACGAUCACCGCGGGCGACACAGGCAUGGAUGACGACAUGACGACGACCGCAGCCGAUGCCUCGGCGAAGAGAGAAGCCCGUCUGCAGCGCGUGCAACGCAAGCUCGUGAUGGAGGAAAAACUGCUCGGUCUCAAACGCGAGAUCACCGACUGGCUCCAAAGCGCCAUCCACGACCUAUCCGACUGGUCCUCGUCCGCCCAACCCCUGGCGCUACUGAAAGACGUCUUCUGGGUGGACUGCUACUCGCCGCUCUCAACGCUGCUCGACCCGUCCACACGCGCCGGCCUGACUCUGCCACUGGCCGAACCGAGGGAGUUCAUAGAGUCGCUCCAUGAUGCAGCGCUCAGCGUUGUACCGCAGGACGAGGUGGGUGGGAUCGAGGUCGGGGAGGUGGGGAUUAUGAGCGAGCCGGAUGUGUGUAGAGUGUUUGGGCUGUAUUUGGAGUGCGGCAAGUUUGUCAACUUGGGCGAUUGGUAUGAGGCUUUCAAGCAGAGUGUCGAGGCGGAUCGAGAGGAGGAAGAGGACGAGGUGGAGCCGAUGACGCCGUCGAAGAGGCGUACGAGGGUGGACCUGGACGAAGAGUCAGAUGAAACGGAUGUGUUGGAUACGCCGUCCAAGAAACGACCGCGUACAGCGCAGCUACCGAAAGGGUCUGCUGGAGGGCAAGGAGAAGGGAAGGUACCGGAAAGCGACCUGCAGAGCCGCUUUGCUUUGGCACUCAACGAGAUCGCUCGCAUGGGCAUGGUGCGCGGCACGCGCAGGAGACAGGAACACAUCACGAAGGUCAUGUGGGACCUCGUGCCCGACAGUUUUUAG